This is a messenger RNA of Papaver somniferum (opium poppy), 1294 nucleotides long. Its product is annotated as tRNA (cytosine(34)-C(5))-methyltransferase-like. Gene Ontology annotation, molecular function: methyltransferase activity. Bases 53 to 343 code for a protein of 96 amino acids. Gene Ontology annotation, biological process: RNA methylation. The transcript is spliced from 2 exons. The record is from RefSeq and is a predicted model, not a curated record. NCBI's taxonomy places the organism in Eukaryota, Viridiplantae, Streptophyta, Magnoliopsida, Ranunculales, Papaveraceae.
CCUCUCUCUAUCCCUCUCUUCUCCGGUUUCAGCAGAAGAAGCAACAGCAGCCAUGGGUGGAGUAGGAAGAGGUGGCGGACAAAAGAGAGGAAGAACACAGAGAAAACACUUUAAACAGACCAGAGAAAACGUUUGGAAGAAAACUAGAUCUGAUACUACUAACAACAAUGAUAAUAACAAUGGUGAAAAUCAUCAACCAGGGUGGGAAUCUUUUGCUAAUCAGAACUUAGCUUUUGAAGCUUAUUACAAAGAACAAGGUAUAGUGAAGGAGGAGGAAUGGAAGGUGUUUAUGGAUGUUCUUCAUAAACCAUUGCCAGCUGCUUUCAGAAUCAAUUCUAGUUAAUUUUAGUUUUGAUUCUUGUUUUUAGAUUGAUUUGGGGUUGCUUUGAUUUGUUAGUGUUUUCAUGCAAGUUCAAAUUAGGGUAGGGUUUAGACUUUGGAUGAGUUAGUAAGUAGCAUGUAAGGUUUAAGGAUGAAUCCCGAACAUAUGGAAGAUUGACCUGUAUACCCUCUCAACCAAAACAACAACUUGAACAUGGUCAGACCUGUACGCCUUCUCAAGCUUGUGAAUUAUUAGCCGCAACUGACAUGUUGUGUGAUUCUGUGGCUUCUGUUGCCUUGUCAUUCCACUACACUGAAAUUAGAGCAAUAAUAGUCAUAUUGCUGAUCCGUUCUGUUGUUAAAGGACCAAAAUCUUCUAUCUCUUUGCUACAUUGAUAAAAUCGAAAAGCUUUAGAAAUCUCAUCCAGAUAUCUCUGUAUGAAGCGACACUACUUGUAAAUUUGAUGAAUAGAACCUGCCUGAGUAGGAAUGAUUGAAGAAUCAGGUAUCUGUGAUUUGUUAGGAUCUGCUAUACUUGUUUCACUUCUGUUGUUUUCUUUAUUAUGUUUCCUGUUUUGUCACUUUUCUUUAGCUGUUCAACAGCUUCAUGUUUAUGAAUUUUCGUAUCUUCAUUCUCUUCCAAACGAUUUAUUUCAUCUUCUUCUUCCUUCUUCUGAUUAUAGACCUCCGUAAAUGAAGAUACACUUCCUUUUGUUUCUUCACUAUCUCUGCAUAAGCCCUUUUCUGUUCGUCACUUAUGUCCUGCAAUCUUCGAUAUCUAUAUAACAUUUAUAAACAACAUUAUUUAAGCCAAACACGUAAUAAGAUUAUGACAGUUGAAGACAAUCAGAGGACUGAUCCAUUACCUUUACAGUGUUAUUGUUAUCUUAAUAUAUUGGAUAACAACUUCUAUUUCUGUGCAAUUAAAAAAUUUAAUGCUUUUUCGGUGUUGCACUGUUGCUGAUGUUUUUCG